AUGGCACACUCGAUGGAUAUACCGGAGACCAAUGCGUUCUCGCCUGCUCCGAAUGGGAAAAUGCCGCCAGCCGUCGAACUUGAAUACCUCUCACGAAUCGUCUUCCUCGUUGUCCCGGCCUCCCAAACUCCCCCUUGGUUGGAGGAUCAUAUUGCGGACUGCUUCAAGUCCGAUGUCGACAACUUCCCGGCUUCGGCGACAUGGGAGCAAAUGGUAGACAUGUUUAGAAAGGUCAACAAGGCCGAUCCGCAUUACGAUCCCCAGAUUUUGAAUGUUCUGGUAGAUCUUAACGAGCACGGUGCGCAUGCCGAAGUGUUUGUACUGAUACAAGCAUGUGGAAGACCUCAAUACAUAAUACGGCACACGAUUGUCAGACUCAGGUGGAGACGCCGAAAUGGCAAAUGGCAACUGUAUCAUGUUUUGGCUAUCAGAGCACCCAAUUUGUUUCCUUAG
Messenger RNA from Ramularia collo-cygni, 453 nucleotides. RefSeq lists its product as uncharacterized. The transcript is spliced from 3 exons. Bases 1 to 453 code for a protein of 150 amino acids. The record is from RefSeq and is a predicted model, not a curated record. Lineage: Eukaryota; Fungi; Ascomycota; Dothideomycetes; Mycosphaerellales; Mycosphaerellaceae.